AUGUCUGCUCCAGAAUCCAGCGCUGCAGCUGCUGUUGCUGAAGGUGUUAAGAAUAUGAAUGUUCAAGAUAAGGCAAACAAAUCAAAUGCCAAGAAGGACAAUAAGAAGAAAGGUGGUAAAAAUGCCAACUUAUAUUUAUCACCAGAACCAGAAUUCAUUGAUGAAAGAAUUCAAUUAUUUGAAAAAUUAUAUUCUGAAUACAAUGAAAAAAUUUCUAAAUUGGAACAUGUUCCAAUUAAGAUUGUCUUAAAAGAUGGUUCCAUCAAGGAAGGUAUUGCUUAUGAAACUACUCCUAUGGACAUUGCCAAGGGUAUUGCAGUUUCUUUAGCUGACAGAUUAUGUAUUGCCAAAGUCAAUGGUAAAUUAUGGGAUUUAGAUAGACCUUUUGAAAGCUCAAUUUCUAACGAAGAAAUCAAAUUGCAAUUGCUUGAUUUUGACGAUGAAGAAGGUAAAAAAGUUUUCUGGCAUUCAUCUGCCCAUGUUCUGGGUGAAGCUUGUGAAUGUAACUUAGGUGCUCAUAUUUGUUUAGGUCCACCAACCGAUGAUGGUUUCUUUUACGAAUUUGCUACAAGAGAUUCUUUAAAGGAAAAAGAUCCAAAUGUUGAAGAAAGAACUGUCUCCCAAGCAGAUUUCCCAAAUUUGGAAGGUGUCGCCAAAGACUGCAUCAAGCAAAAGCAAAAAUUCGAAAGAUUAGUUAUGUCUAAAGAAGAUUUAUUAAAGAUGUUCCAUUACUCCAAGUAUAAGACUUAUUUAGUUCAAACAAAGAUUCCAGAUGGUGGUGAAACUACUGUCUAUAGAUGUGGUAAAUUAAUCGAUUUAUGUGUUGGCCCACAUAUUCCUCACACUGGCCGUAUUAAGGCUUUCAAAUUAUUGAAGGCUUCUGCCUGUUAUUUCUUAGGUGAUUCCGAUAAUGAUUCUUUACAAAGAGUCUAUGGUGUUUCUUUCCCAGAUAAGAAAUUAAUGGAUGCUCACUUAAAAUUCUUAGCUGAAGCUGCUGCUAGAGAUCAUAGAAGAAUUGGUAAAGAACAAGAAUUAUUCUUAUUUAAUGAAAUGUCUCCAGGUUCUUGUUUCUGGUUACCACAUGGUACUAGAAUUUAUCAAACUUUAACUUCUUUGAUGAGAACUGAAUACCGUAAGAGAGGUUACGAAGAAGUCAUCACUCCAAACAUGUAUAACUCUAAAUUAUGGGAAACCUCUGGUCACUGGGCUAAUUACAAGGAAAACAUGUUCAGCUUCGAAGUUGAAAAAGAAACUUAUGGUUUGAAGCCAAUGAACUGUCCAGGUCAUUGUUUGAUGUUUAAAGCUAGAGAACGUUCUUACAGAGAAUUACCUUGGAGAGUCGCUGAUUUCGGUGUUAUUCACAGAAACGAAUUUUCUGGUGCCUUGUCUGGUUUGACUCGUGUUAGAAGAUUCCAACAAGAUGAUGCUCAUAUCUUCUGUAGACAAGACCAAAUUGAAACUGAAAUUGAAAACAUUUUCGAUUUCUUACAAUACAUUUAUGGUGUAUUUGGUUUCGAAUUUAAGAUGGAAUUAUCUACUAGACCAGAAAAAUAUGUUGGUGAAUUGGAAACCUGGAAUGCUGCUGAAACUAAGUUAGCUUCUGCUCUGAAAUCUUGGGGUGGUAAAUGGGAAAUUAAUGAAGGUGAUGGUGCUUUCUAUGGUCCAAAGAUCGAUAUUAUGAUUUCUGAUGCUUUAAGAAGAUGGCAUCAAUGUGCUACUAUCCAAUUAGAUUUCCAAUUACCAAACAGAUUUGAAUUGGAAUUCAAAGCUCAAGACAACAAGAGUGAAGAAGCCUAUGAAAGACCAGUUAUGAUUCAUCGUGCUAUCUUAGGUUCUGUAGAAAGAAUGACUGCUAUCUUAACUGAACAUUUUGCUGGUAAAUGGCCAUUCUGGUUAUCUCCAAGACAAAUUCUUGUCGUACCAGUCGGUGUUAAAUAUCAAUCAUAUGCCCAAGAAAUCCGUGAUAAAUUCCAUAAUGCAGGCUUUUACGCUGAUGUCGAUUUGACUGGUAACACUUUACAAAAGAAGGUUAGAAACGGUCAAAUGUUGAAAUAUAAUUUCAUCUUCAUUGUUGGUGAACAAGAAAUGAAUGAAAACUCGGUUAACAUUAGAAACAGAGACAUUAUGGAACAACAAGGUAAGAACGCCACUGUGAAUGUAGAUGUUGUCUUGAAACAAAUGAAAAACUUACUAGAAGAAAAAAGAAACGAUAAUGCUUUAAUCUAG
Messenger RNA from Henningerozyma blattae CBS 6284, 2226 nucleotides. It is a transcript of the gene THS1, whose product is annotated as threonine--tRNA ligase THS1. Gene Ontology annotation, cellular component: cytoplasm. Gene Ontology annotation, molecular function: ATP binding; threonine-tRNA ligase activity. The transcript has a single exon. The coding region runs from base 1 to 2226 and encodes 741 amino acids. Gene Ontology annotation, biological process: threonyl-tRNA aminoacylation. NCBI's taxonomy places the organism in Eukaryota, Fungi, Ascomycota, Saccharomycetes, Saccharomycetales, Saccharomycetaceae. The record is from RefSeq and is a predicted model, not a curated record.